Molecule: messenger RNA, 3867 nt
Organism: Alexandromys fortis (reed vole)
Lineage: Eukaryota; Metazoa; Chordata; Mammalia; Rodentia; Cricetidae
Gene: Sync
Product: syncoilin, intermediate filament protein
Exons: 5
Coding region: 175-1593 (472 amino acids)
Biological process (GO): intermediate filament-based process
Cellular component (GO): Z disc; intermediate filament; cytosol
Source: RefSeq, a predicted model, not a curated record
GGCCCGCGCCCUCCUCCCGCGGGAGAUGGUCCGGGCCAAGUGGGCGCGUCCGGCCCGGGUCGCCGGGAUCUGGUGUCCGCUGCAGCUGGCAGUGCGGCGGACGCGGGCACCGGCACAGCCGCCGGCGGGGCCGGCUAUUAAUAACGCUCCGGGCGAGCCCGGGGUCGGGCAGUCAUGGCCAGUCCGGAACCCCUGCGCGGCGGGGACGGCGCCCGGCCUGCGAGGGAAACAGGCACAGAGGCCAGUUCUCUUCAGGACGCCAAAACCCGGGAGGAGGCCAUCACUUUGAGCCCAGAGGCUACUCUAUCUUUGGAGGGGACUGUGAACCUAGACGACAUUCUCUAUCUGGGGGACUCGGUGGACUUUGAAGAGAGCCUCUACGUGGAAGAGUCUGAGAAGCCAGAGGAGACACUAUGUAUCGAUGAAUCGAGGCAGCCAGAGGAAGCUCUGGAUCUGGAAGAGCCGGUGAGUUCAGAGGAGCCCUUGUUUGUGGAGGAGCCUGUGAAACCAGAUGAAGUACAGUUGUCCCAGGAGCCUGUAGAGCCAGCUAAGAACCCAAGCCCGGAGCAGACUGCUUCUGAGGGAGAAAUGGUGGCCCCGGAGGAAAGCCUUCCGGCUCCACCGAUUCCCAGCACAGAGGAGGACCUCAGCAUGGAGGACCUGGAGCUGCUGGAGGGCCGUUUCGAGGAGUGUGUACAGGCUGUAUCCCAGUUGGAAGAGGAGAGGGACCAGCUUAUCCACGAGCUUGUGCUGCUCAGGGAACCAGCCCUGCAGGAGGUGCAGCAAAUCCACAGGGACAUCCUGGCUGCCUAUAAACUGCACGCCCAGGCCGAGCUGGAGCGGGAUGGGCUCAGGGAGGAGAUCCGGAUGGUGAAGCAGAAGCUGUUCAAGGUGACCAAGGAAUGCGUGGCCUACCAAUACCAGCUGGAGUGCCGCCAGCAGGACGUGGCUCAGUUUGCCGAUUGCAAGGAAGCGCUGAGCACUCGGGCAGCCCAGCUCUCGGGAGAACUUACCCAGCUCCGCGACGCCUAUCAGAAACAGAAGGAGCAGUUGCAGCAGCAGCUAGAAGCACCCCCAACCCAGAGCGAUGGGCACUUCCUCCAGGAGAGUCGGCGGCUGUCGACACAGUUUGAAAACCUCAUGGCAGAAAGCCGCCAGGGCUUGGAAGAGGAAUACGAGCCUCAGCUGCUGCGGCUCUUGGAGAGGAAAGAGGCAGGGACCAAAGCGCUGCAGGACACCCAGGCCGAGAUCCAAAAGAUGAAGGAGGCGCUGAGACCCCUGCAAGCCGAGGCCCGGCAGCUCCACCUUCAGAACAGGAACCUGGAGGACCAGAUCACACUCGUGAGGCAGAAACGUGACGAGGAGGUUCAACAGUACAGGGAGCAGCUGGAGGAGAUGGAGGAGAGACAGAGGCAGUUACGAAGCGGCGUGCAGGUCCAGCAACAGAAGAACAAAGAGAUGGAGCAGCUGAGGACCAGCCUCGCUGAAGAGCUCUCAACGUAUAAGGCUAUGCUACCCAAGAGUCUGGAACAGGCUGAUGCAGCUACUUCUCAGGCAGGUGGAGUCGAGGCCCAAUCCCAAGGAACUCUUUAGAAAUGUAUGGCCGGAUAUGUAACCCAGAAACAACAAAGCAUUUGUAUCAAAGCACCACCAGGGAUGGACUUUUCACCAAACAGGAGAGUGCCAGCAGCGGGCAAGCAAUUCAUCCUGUGAAAAUUGCCCAGAGAUUUUAGGGUUGGCUGGAAGCAGAAUACCAGUCAACUGGUACUAUCUGGAUUCUUUUCUGUAGGCUGCGAGUACUGAUCUUAAUGCACUGUGGGAUGGGAAAUGAGACUUUUUAUCCUUCAGCAGCACACUGGGUAUAACAGAUUUAUCACAUCUGGCAAUAUUGUGAAGAUUAUUUAUUGCUUUGUGUUGACCCAAACCAGAAACAUUCAAGGGGAAAAGUUGGGGUCAAAAGGCAGCCAAUCUUUGCUAUACAGAUCCACUACGUGGGUCCCUUUGAGCUAUGGGUAUUAGAUUUUUUUUUUUUCCGAGACAGGGUUUCUCUGUGGCUUUGGAGCCUGUCCUGGAAUUAGCUCUGUAGACCAGGCUGGUCUCGAACUCAGAGAUCCACCUGCCUCUGCCUCCCGAGUGCUGGGAUUAAAGGCGUGCGCCACCAUCGCCCAGCUGGGUAUUAGAUUUUAAAUGACUCUUUCACAAAGCUAUUUCCCCCUUAAUGUCUGCACUCUCUACUCUUAAUAUUUACUCUUAAAACAGAGCCAAGAUAGCUUUUUUUUUGACAAAGGACUUCAUUUAUAUAUAGCCCUGGCUGGCCUCGAACUCACUUUUCAGACAAUGCUGGCCCUGAACUCACAGAGAUCCGCCUGCCUUCACAGUACUGAGAUUAAAGACAAUGUUGAGUUUCUUUUUUGAGACGAAAUUUUCAAGUAGUCUAGGCUGAUUUCUAACUUAUGUAGGUCAGGAUGAUCUUGAACUUCUGAUCUUGCCUCUACCCCCAAUUACUAGGAUUACAGGUGUCCGUCACCAAGACACUUCUCUCCACACACUCCUCUCCCAAGGUAUCACCAUGUAGUGAUUUGGCUUUCUUGGAACACAUUACAUAGAGGGCCUCAAACUCAGCGAUCCUUAGUGCUGGGGUUAAAGACCUGUGCCAUCACAGCCAGCCCGACACACACUAAAACGAUGAGAACAGGAACCACUUUGAAAUUGGACCAGACACUCCAUUAUUCAGACUUUUCAAAAAAAAAAAAAAAAAUCAUCACUGGUUCUGGAGGUGAGUCAUCUAGACAGUUCAAGCAAAAUCAGUCAUUUUAUCUGGUUUUUGCAUGUGGUCAAAGGCACUCAUAGCCAACCCUUUAAAAGUAGGGGGUCCCAGUAAAAAACACUGGACAGAUACAAGGUUUCUAACACAAGCCUCUUUCAAAUUUAAACUCUGCCUUAAAUUCUCUAUUAUACUGCCUUUGACAUCUUAGAAACUUGUGUAGCUCUUUAGGGAAGACUUCAAAAAUAUGUAAUUUUACCGAGACUAGUUUGUGUACUGUUAAUACCUUCACUUUCCCUGGCAGGAGUAAAGUCCUUUUUUUAUGCUUCUGGAUCAAUUACAUUUAUUUUAAUCUUGACAGCCAAGACCAUGGAAAACAACUGUCAUCCAAAACAAUUCUUCAGGAAGCCGGAGACUGGUGUUUGAUGGGAUAUUAAAAAAAAACUCAGCAGCACAGGACACUUUAUAGAAAAGCAAUUUAUUCCAUUAUAAGCACUUACACAGUUAGUCAUGGAGAGUAGUAACAGGCCUGAUGGUGAGACAGGUCAACCAAAAUGGAAAUGGCUUCAAACUAUAGUGGUCAAGGACUAACUCCUAAAAAAAGCAACUCUUAUCAAGGAUUAAUUUAAUUUUAAAAACAAAUACAAACUAGCAAUUCACUCUUUCUCAACUUGACAGUUCACCAGUGGUCUGUCAAUUAAAAACAUACAUCUCACAACUUGGUGGUCCCAAGUUUAAAAAACAAAAACAAAAAACCGCACAACAAAAGCCAAGUGAAGUAGGUGUCUGAGCCAGGAGUAUAAAUAUUGCAAGAUGUCAUUUUUAUUCCUGAAUAAAAUUUAUUCAUUUCUAUAAAUUUAUAAAUUUUUCCUUAGGAAUUUUCUAGCAACAAACCCAGGUCUAAAGUAGCUUCAGAAAUGGGGCAUAUUAUGUAUGAUUAUUUUUCUUAAGCUAUAUCCCAAAAUUUUCAUAUUCUCAAGAAAGUGACUAGAGUGGAUAAGGAAUAAGUGAAGUAGGUGUUCAAGUCAGGCGUAUAAAUAUUGCAAGCUGUCAUCUUACAAUAUUCAUAGAAAAUAAUCACACACAAUGCCCCAUUUCUGAAG